Messenger RNA from Penicillium expansum, 1374 nucleotides. RefSeq lists its product as uncharacterized. NCBI's taxonomy places the organism in Eukaryota, Fungi, Ascomycota, Eurotiomycetes, Eurotiales, Aspergillaceae. The transcript has a single exon. The coding region runs from base 1 to 1374 and encodes 457 amino acids. The record is from RefSeq and is a predicted model, not a curated record.
AUGCCUGACAACAUUCCCCACGCGAGCAAUCUUGCGAGCAAUCAUGCGAGCUCCUGGCAGACCACGCCUUCUCUCUCUUCUCAAGAAGAGCAAGCGCUCAUACUGGAAGCCCGCACUUUACGAGAAGAAAAGCUCAGGGCUCUUUCAAGUAUCGUCACCAACAUGGCUUCCGAACUGACUGACAGAGAGAUCGUCCAUAUGUACUAUCGAGUCGAGGUUGGCUCUUAUCUCUUACCAGCUUUUAACUUCAUCGCCAACGAAAAUCCCUCCGAAGCCGAGGUUAUGGUCAACCUCGCCAGGGAAUCUGCAGAAAAAUCGAAAAAUCUGCUCCUCGUUGCCAAGUGUGAGUUCUGGAUGGGUCGAGUUGAGUUUCUGCGCGGAAACAUGCGCAAAGCCCACGAGCACUUCGUGAAAGCGAACCUUUGCGCCAUGGAUCCGAAGGAGGGCGUCGAAUGCCAGGACCUGAACUUUUUUCUGGAUGUCACCAGACAUGGUAUCAGUGACCAUACUCGGGCUGUAAGGCUACGUGCUCAUGAGGAGGCUAUCGCGGCGCACGUGGAAUUCGACAAGACUGCGAACAACUCAGUCUCCACCGAAGGCAAACGCAAGCGACCAUUGAGGACAUGGAAAGGGGCUCUCGUCAAACUACAACUACCAUUAGUCAAGCAGCGUCCACUUACUAAAAUCGGAAAGCCCCGGUAUAAGGUGCCGAUUCGACGAAAAGUGGACGAGAAGCAUCUGCAGCAGGGGAUAGAUAAUGAGACAAGCUCGAAGAAUGAGGUUCUUGGGAAGGUCCUUGCAGAAGAGCUUGGGUACGGGUCUUGGAGCGGUUCUGGAGAUGACACCAAUACCGACACCGAGGAUGAAUCUGAUGAUGAAUCUGAUGAUGACGACAGCGCAGACCCUGCAGAUGGUACAGUUGGCAACACAGAUGAGAACGCACAAAAGUCUCCAGGCGCUCCUGAUAAACCCCAGCAAUCAGAGCCCUCCGGUGACGCGACUACAGCUCCAGCCAAGGUUCCGACUGAUCAAGCCAUUUACAGAUCGGCCCGGGCUCGGUACAGACAAGAAUGUUUCCAAAUGGGCCUCACAUCAGCACUCAACGCAGAACCCUACAAGCGUCCGAAAGAAGCAUUUGUGUUUGGUGUCCCCCAUGAACCGACAAAGCAGACCCAGUUCCGGCUAGGUUAUUUCAAGAUUGGCCUCGCAAAACGCUGCCGCCCAAUGACCAUUUUUCCGAAACAGGAUGGCGAAAUCACUAUUUCUCCUGAGGAAUGGAAAUCUAUCGAACAGGAUGCUCGUCAGAGGAUUGUCACUUAUGAUUACUUGCGAAGAGAGAGAGAGGAAUUGAUCAAGGUUGCCGAGGAGAUGUAG